This is a messenger RNA of Dentiscutata heterogama, 261 nucleotides long. The record is from the annotation of a GenBank genome assembly. Lineage: Eukaryota; Fungi; Glomeromycota; Glomeromycetes; Diversisporales; Gigasporaceae.
UCAAUACAAAGUUACAUUCAUAGAAUUGGUAGAACCGGUAGAGCUGUGAAUGUAAUGAAAGAUUCAGGAUGUGAAGUUCCUAAUUGGAUGCUUGAAUUGAAAAAUCCCUCAAAAGAAUCUAAGCAGCAAUUACGUAAAAAACCAAUUAAACGUAAGACUAUUGAUACGAGAUCUGAUUACGACAAGAAAAAAAUAAAACCUUCAAUUAAGAGAAAAAAUAAAAAGAACAAAACAUCAACUAACAAUCAAGAGAGUCACUAG